GCAGGGGAAAGCCUGUACUACGUGCGGGAAGCAGGGGGUGAAGAGAGAGAGGGGAGGAACCUUGGAUUCCGCCGAAUAAAAGCGUCCCUGUGCCCAGAAAGCCGUGUUUGCUGCCAUGGCCAGAAGGGCUUUAAAACUCGCAUCGUUGGCCACUGCAGCAGCAGCCACCACUGGAUUUUACCUGUAUGGCAACAAGCACCUGGAUCCCAACGAUUUUGGAGUUGUCCGAGUAGGCAGAGCAUUUGCCACAACAGCAGUUAUUACCUUUGACUACCUCACUUCUCUCCGGAGUGUUUCACGUGGGACAGAAGAAUAUGAGUCUGUCAAAUCACAGGUGCACCUGCGCUCUGCAGAACGUCUCCGAGACCUGUGUUGUGCCAACCGGGGCACCUUCAUCAAAGUGGGGCAGCACCUGGGGGCUCUCGACUAUCUCUUGCCUGAGGAAUACACUCGCACACUCAAAGUGCUGCACAGCCAAGCCCCUCAGAGCACCAGGCAGGAGAUUGAGCAAGUGAUCUUGGAGGACCUGGGCAAAGGGAUUAAUGAGUUGUUUAUAAGUUUUGAAGAUGCUCCAUUGGGGGCGGCAUCCCUGGCCCAAGUCCACAAGGCUGUGCUACAGGAUGGGAGGACCGUUGCAGUGAAAGUCCAGCACCCAAAGGUUCAAACACAGAGUUCAAAGGAUAUUCUGUUGAUGGAGGUCCUUGUCUCAGCUGUGAAGCAGAUCUUCCCAGACUUUGAAUUCAUGUGGUUAGUUGAAGAAUCUAAAAAGAACUUGCCUCUUGAGCUGGACUUCCUGAACGAAGGGAGGAAUGCUGAGAAGGUGGCCCACAUGCUCAGAAACUUUGACUUUCUAAAGAUCCCUAAGAUUUAUUGGGAGCUCUCAACAAAGCGUGUUCUUUUCAUGGAGUUCAUGGAAGGUGGGCAGGUGAAUGACAAGGCCUACAUGGAGAGAAAUUGCAUCAAUGUCAAUGAGAUAUCUUACAACUUGGGGAAGAUGUACAGUGAAAUGAUAUUUGUCAAUGGCUUUGUGCACUGUGACCCACACCCUGGCAACGUGUUGGUGAAGAAGUGCCCAAGUACAGGCAAGACGCACAUUAUACUUCUGGACCAUGGGCUCUAUCAGGUCCUGUCAGAGAACUUCCGCUUGGACUAUUGCCGGCUUUGGCAGGCCUUGAUCAAAUCUGACAUGAAGCGUGUCCAAAAAUACAGUCGGCGGCUGGGAGCGGGCGACCUGUAUCCCCUCUUUGCCUGCAUGCUCACUGCCAGGUCUUGGGAGUCAGUCAACAGGGGCAUCGACCGGCUGCCAGUCACUAAACAAGAGGAUGUGGAAAUCCGGACGAACGCUGCCAUGUACCUACCUCAGAUCACCAAGCUGCUGAACAGUGUCCCCCGUCAGAUGUUGCUGCUGUUGAAGACCAACGAUUUGUUGAGGGGGAUCGAAUCAGCUCUACAGACACGGGCCAGUGCCAGCUCCUUCCUCAACAUGUCUCGCUGCUGCAUUCGAGCUGUCUCCAUGCACCAGAGGAGCAAGAGUGACUCACUGUACAGGAAGGCACAGAUAUCCAUCUCUGAGGUCCUGAGCUUGUGGCAGAUCAACUUGUACGAACUUUUCCUGCGGCUGAAGGGGUCCCAGCUGGGGAACUGGGUCAUUGCUUUCCUGAGCUGGAUGCACCAUUCCUCGUAGUGACAUGAACUGGUGGCAGAAGCUGGGCCUGAUUAUAUCCUUGCCUUUCUCA
Lacerta agilis (Sand lizard) is the source of this 1736-nucleotide messenger RNA. It is a transcript of the gene ADCK1, whose product is annotated as aarF domain containing kinase 1. Gene Ontology annotation, biological process: lipid homeostasis; mitochondrion organization; protein phosphorylation. The record is from RefSeq and is a predicted model, not a curated record. Gene Ontology annotation, cellular component: mitochondrial inner membrane. Bases 116 to 1684 code for a protein of 522 amino acids. Gene Ontology annotation, molecular function: protein kinase activity; ATP binding. The transcript has 11 exons. Lineage: Eukaryota; Metazoa; Chordata; Lepidosauria; Squamata; Lacertidae.